AUGGAUUCUGUUUGGCACCCUCAGUGCUUCAGGUGUUUAGCUUGCAGUGAGCCAAUAUCAGACUCUGAGUUUGCAGUACAUGAAGAUCAUUCAUACCACAGUUCCUGCUACAAGGAGAACUUUCAUCCAAAAUGUGAUGUUUGCAAGAACUUUAUUCGAACAAAUAAAAAUGGUUUAAUUGAAUACCGGGCCCAUCCUUUCUGGAUGCAGAAGUAUUGUCCUUCGCAUGACAAUGACGGUACUCCUAGGUGUUGCAGUUGUGAACGAAUGGAGCCAAAGGAUAUCAAGUACAUAACAUUAGAUGAUGGCCGGAAGCUCUGCUUGGAGUGUCUAUAUACUUCAAUAAUGGACACAGACGAGUGCCAACCAGUAUACAUUGAUAUCCAGGAAUUCUAUGAGGGUUUGAACAUGAAAGUAGAGCAACAGAUCCCCUUGCUUUUGGUUGAACGUCAAGGUUUAAAUGAAGCCAGGGAAGUAGAGAAAAUGGGGCAUCACCUUCCUGAAACCAGGGGUCUCUGCCUAUCGGAAGAGCAAAUUGUCAGAAUGAUAUCGAGACGACCAAUAAUUGGACCAGGAAACAAAAUGAUAGACAUUUCUACAGCACCACAGAAACUAGUUCGGCGGUGUGAAGUGACUGCAAUUCUUGUCCUAUAUGCUUUGCCAAGACUGCUCACAGGCUAUAUUCUAGCUCAUGAGAUGAUGCAUGCAUACCUUCGGCUUAAAGGAUACCGAAUCCGUAGUCCAGAGGUUGAAGAAGGCAUCUGUCAGGUCCUAGCUCAUCUCUGGCUUGAGUCUGAAAUCGUAUCAGGUUCAAGUAGUAGCAUUGCAACCACAUCUGAAGCAGCAGCUGUAGCAGCAGAAGCAGCAGUAGCAGCAGAAGCAACAGCGACACCUUCUUCACCAUCUUCCUUGGUGAAAAAGGGUGAAAAGACUGACUUUGAGAAAAAACUUGGAGAAUUCUUCAAGCACCAGAUCGAAACAGACCCCUCUGCAAUAUAUGGAGAUGGGUUUCGAGCUGGCAUUCGAGCAGUUGAACGAUAUGGCUUGAGAGGUACCCUUGAUCAUAUCAAGCGGUCAGGUUCUUUUCCAAGUUGA
Molecule: messenger RNA, 1095 nt
Organism: Triticum turgidum subsp. durum (durum wheat)
Lineage: Eukaryota; Viridiplantae; Streptophyta; Magnoliopsida; Poales; Poaceae
Source: the annotation of a GenBank genome assembly